UCAGUGUUCAAAACUGGUGCAUUUCAAAUCAUCAGCAUGAAAGUUUCUCUGGAUUUAUUUUUGAAUGCAUGUGCAUGUUCCCUCUUUUACACAGAGUCCAGAUGUGAUGGCCGUGCUUGCAGCCCACCUAUAGGUAACUUGGUCAGUGGCAGGACCCUUUUCACGCUGACUAGCUGCUGCACUAAUAGCUCUUCCUGUCUGCCAACCCAGCCACACUGUCUAGCAGAGCUCCAUCCUCCUGCCCUCAUGGCCGAUGACCCGUUUAUUCAUCCAGAUACUUGGUGGGGCUCCGCAGCGGCCACUGGAGAACAGGAAGAAAUCCGUCUUGACUUGGAGACACGAUUCUGCAUGAGUCACGUUGUGAUGCUGUUCCGUUCCCCGCGUCCUGCUGCUAUGAGGUUGGAACGCUCGCAGGACUUCGGCCAGACCUGGGAGACACUAAAGCUGUUUGCCAGAAACUGCACUGAGAUGUUCGGGCUUCCUGAUGAUGUAAGUCAACCUGGAUCUCUCUGCACUUCCAGAUAUUCCAGUGCGGUCCCCUGCAGCCGAGGAGAGAUCAUAUUCCGGUCCUUAGGAUUAGGAAGUGGGAUUGUUGAUCCCUACAGUCCUGAAGCACUGUCCCGUCUUACAGUGACUAACCUACGAAUACAGCUAUUAAAAUCUCAACAGUGUCCCCUCUCGAAAGAACAGUGGAGUGUCCCGGAGCAGUCAAACCUGCCUCCAACGCCAAGUUCUGAUCCUCAGGAUUCAACCCCAUUUGCUGUGUACUCUCUUCUGGCUAAAGGGACAUGUUUGUGUCAUGGCCACGCUGAACAUUGCCUUCCUGAAAAUGAAGGACAAGACAGCCUGCAACCCAGUAAAGUGGUGUCUGGCAAGUGUGCGUGUACCCACCACACGGCUGGCGAGCACUGCGAGAGGUGUGCCCCGCUCUACAACAACCAGCCCUGGAGAUCAGCCAACGGAAGCAGCGGCGAGAGCAACCCAUGCCAGAAGUGUGAAUGUCACGGACACGCAGCGAGCUGCCACUUCUCCCAGCGUGUGUGGCUGUUGACAGGGGGCAGUAGCGGGGGCGUCUGUGACAACUGCCUGCAUAACACUGUGGGCCGCCGGUGCCAGCGCUGUCGCCCCGGGUACCACCGCCACCCUGCCAGACCCCUCAACUCCCCGCAUGCUUGCAUACGAUGCUGGUGUGACCCGGUUGGUUCGGUGAUAGUACAGUCUGGUGACGGGACACCAUGGUGCCAUCCGAGAAGUGGACAGUGCCACUGUAAAGCUGGUGUGGGCGGCAGCACCUGCAGCCACUGUCUAGCAGGGUACUGGGGUUUCGGAGAGGAGGGCUGUGAAUCUUGUGUGUGCCCUUUGACCUGUGAUCCCAUCACAGGUCAUUGCCUAGACAGCAAAGGUAGUGUCAAGCUUUACAAUGUACCUAUUGGGGGGGAAAUUCCUGAACUGUCCCACUUUAAACCUCAAGAGGGCGAGAGGGCGUGGCCUAGAGAACUGGCUGUCUCUGCAUUGUACCAUACAGGGAAGUGCAGCUGUAAGGAAAAGAAGCUGAAAAGUGUGUCAGAUCUUUGCAAGAUAAAACAGGCAUAUGUGAUCAAAGCCAGUGUGCUGUCAGCUCAUGAUAAAGGCACACACGCAGUUGUCCUGGUGAAAGUAAGGAAGGUGUUUCGUUCGGGAAAACUGCCCCUCUCCCAGGGAACACACAGUCUCUACCCGCUCUCCUGGACCAGCCGUGGCUGCACCUGUCCCAUCCUCAACCCAGGUGGGAACUAUCUACUAUCAGGUCCUGAAGAUGUUGACGCAGGACGGCUACUGGUCUCCAUGCAAAGUCUAGUAGUCCUCUGGACCCCCAUCCUGGGCUUUCAGGUCACAGAAGCACUGCAUCAGGGCUGCCUUUGAGCACGACUUUACCCACAUGUACAGUAGCACAACAAGCCCUUACUGGAAGUGAUGCCACUGUACCAAAGCAGGCAGCUGGAUCCUAAAUGGACCAGGACCACCGGAUACAACUGAAAUUAGUUAUGCACAUUGCAAGUUGUUGCAUGGCAACUUUCACAUAACAGUCACUUAGAAUAACUGUAAUUGCCAUACAGCACAACUUUGGUCAUCUUAGUGGCUGUUGACGUGUGGACAUGACACAACAUGGUUAUGGCUUUAAUAAGACUGAUCAUAACAGUUUCUGUACUCCUUCCUCUGUAGUUUUUAGAUCAUCGUCAUCAAAAAUUAGUUAGUUGAAGAAAUUAAUGGACUUUAUAAAAGGAAGCCAGUGAAUCCAGAUGACUGCAGGACAUUUUUGUGAUUCAUUCAUACUUUUGUAUUUUAUGUGCUUUUUCUCUUACUACAUUCCAGUCAAAUGUUUUUAAAAAUGCAAUUGCGUCACAACUGUAAAAUGAAAAACAAAAGGUACA
Carassius gibelio (silver crucian carp) is the source of this 2411-nucleotide messenger RNA. Its product is annotated as netrin-4. Gene Ontology annotation, cellular component: laminin trimer. The record is from RefSeq and is a predicted model, not a curated record. Gene Ontology annotation, molecular function: protein binding. Bases 37 to 1902 code for a protein of 621 amino acids. NCBI's taxonomy places the organism in Eukaryota, Metazoa, Chordata, Actinopteri, Cypriniformes, Cyprinidae. Gene Ontology annotation, biological process: cell migration; basement membrane assembly; substrate adhesion-dependent cell spreading. The transcript is spliced from 9 exons.